This is a messenger RNA of Chaetura pelagica (chimney swift), 1179 nucleotides long. It is a transcript of the gene SAXO5, whose product is annotated as chromosome unknown open reading frame, human C19orf45. The record is from RefSeq and is a predicted model, not a curated record. NCBI's taxonomy places the organism in Eukaryota, Metazoa, Chordata, Aves, Apodiformes, Apodidae.
CCGCUCCAGCCGGUGGCCCCGGCGGUGCCGCUGCCGCCCGGGGUCCGGAUGCACACGGACCCGCGUGUCCGUGUCCUCAGCUCCGUCACCAAGGAAACCUUCCCCUGGCCCCAGGGCCCCCUGCAGAGACCUUCCCGGCCCGCUCCCGUGAAGCAGGAGGAUAACAUUCCUUGUGGGGACAGAGAGAAAACCAGGAUCCUUCCAUCCGUCUACAGCUCCUCGUACCCAGCCCACCAGGCACAGCCCCUGGUCAGGCCGUGGCACCUGCACAGGAGAUGUGUCCCCACUAUUCCAAGGGAUGGACCGUCCUCUUACAGCACUUCUUACCAAGCACAGUUUAAGGGUGAAUGGAGUCCCCCUGCCAAGCCAGGGGAGAAGCACGUGUCUUCUGUUAAAUUUGGGGAUCCCAGGAGCAGUGGAUCUGUGAGCGAGCAGAAAUGUGCCUAUGGUGCCCCAGAGGAGAGGACAGACAGAGCUUACGACAAGGAAAUUGCUGCCUCCCAGAUCCACCACACCAACGUGCAGCUGGGGGAUGGUUGCACCAGGUUCUCCACCUCGACUUCAGAGCACUUCCCAGUGCACAAACUAGAGCCUGUCACUGCUGCCUACCCAAACAGAUACUCCUCCUCCAUCCCCAGGGGUGAUGAAGACCCUGAGAGGAAUCGAGCCUUGGCAAGGACCAUGACACAGGUCUCCUACCCAGAGCCUGACAGGCAGAUCCUCCCACCAAGGCCUGAUUUCCUACCAAAGAAGAACCAGAGCAGCUUCAGCCUGGGCGAGGGGCGUGCGGGCGCCGCGUCCUUGGGCACCACGCAGCAGGCAGCCUUCCAGCCCCCCCCCCGCCCCAGGGUGACAGCAGACACCAGGAGCCACCAGCAAAGCCACAUCCCCUUCAACUACCACAAUGAAAGUCCUGUCACAACCACACAGGCCAUGCUGGUCCCACACAGACAGCGGAAACAAAGACUCUCUGAGGACAAACUACAGCAGAUCAAGUGCUCACACCUGGAGCUGCCCUGGAGGGCACAGGACCUCUUCAGGACCGAGCAGAAAGAUCAGUUCACCCCCAAGUCCAGAGGCCCAGCAGAAAUCCAGAAGGGAGACUGCCAAGUGAGCAGUGUCCCACUGGGGACCCUGAAGGAAUUCUGUCCCCGCAGGAAGGUGCACUUUGCACCUUGA